CAUGCGUUGCACCCACAGACCUGAAAGGGGCUACAGCGGCAAAAGCUAUGUUUAGUCGGCUGUUUGCUUCAGUGUGUUUAAGGUUAAGGCUGAUGUUGAGGAAUGGUUGAUACACGUGUUAUAUGUUUUCUAGAUAAACUUGUAAUGCAGUGUUACCAAAGCGUGAUGUCGUGAAUGUGAGAAUAUUAUUCUGCCGUAAUGUUGCAUUGUGGUUGAAAAGUGUCCCAAGUUGAGAGACAAAGAUAUUGUGCUCCAGUAGCUUCUGUUUGCACUGGCCGAUGACAUACGUGAAUUAACAGCGCUUGUUUUCAGGACCGAGUGCGUGAGGCCUGAGCCCAUGUGACAAGCGUAAGGCAGACAUGAGCGGGCGUAGCCCCGGUGUGAGAGGGGGACCUGGGCCUCCCGCGGGGGGCGCAAGGUGCCUCUUCAUUCUGCAGCGAUGUCUGGCCAUCCAGCUGCAGAAGGUGGCCCUGCUCUCGGAACAGAGAAAGCCCUCGAGGGACCACGAAGGGCCGGAGUACUGGAUGUACGACAGUGGCUACCUGCUGUUCCAGGGUUUCCUGGAGGCCAACCUCAAGUGUUUCUGGAACGCAUCUCUUCUGGAAGCGAUGCGUCUGCUGGAAUUUCAAGGCUAUGUCGCUCCGGGGGUACUGCUGGUGACUGCUAGCGCCUGCGCAUUGGAAGUCGUGCGUGGUGCCUGGGCCAGGAACGUCCUGAAACCUCCCAACAAUUACGUCAUCGCCGUUGUUGGAGAUGUGGAGGACUGCUUAGUCCAGCCACUGCCCCAGGGGCAGUUCACUCCGCUACCUGAAGCCCUGUGUUGGGUAAUCCUGGACUUGACGUCAUCGGGGCAGGCCGCAGUUCUCGAGCGGAUCCGAUCCGCGCUCCAAGUGGCCUUCCCCGACAUACAACGGCCGUCUCAGGAAAUCGUGUACGACGCACUGGCGAAACUUACGACCGAAAGGAAGGUGUACCAGACAUCACAGGGCUACUUCGUGGUGACUCCGGAGAAGAGGCGGCGCGACUCGUCCUCUCACCAGCGGCGCCACAGUCGCACCGUCGCCUCUGAUGACUCGCGUCCGAUGCUCAUGUCGACAGAGGAGGCCCUGGCCUAUGUUCACGGGGAAAUGCAAACAAUCAGGGACGGCGCUGUGACUCACCAGGCGGUGCAGACCAAUCUGGCCGACGUCAUAUGUGGAGGGAAUCCAAAUGACAAGAUCAUGUAUGCACGGAGCACAAAGAGAAGUUCUAGUUUUCCUGUGUCUGGGCGGCUUGAACGGCGGCAUUCUCUGCGUUUGUUUGGUAGCUCAAAGCGCCUGUCCAGCUCAUUGACUCGCUGUGGCUCAAUGAGGCACAUCAGCAACAAGCAUCUGCUUGGCUGUGACAGUUCGAGCUCAACCGAGUAUCCCAGCACAGACUGCAGUAACGGAAAGAAGUUGUCAUUGUUGUCGCGUCUGUUCAGAAGAAGUGGGCGCAAGCAAAGAGGCUCAUCAGCACCACCAGCAGCGCUGGCCACUUUUUCGGCGCAGUUCCCACCAGCAGAGUGGUUCAAUCAGCGUGUGGUUCACCUCCACUCAGUGGGCACCCAGACUGUCAGCUCAAUGGCAUCACAACACAGUGCUCAUGAUAGUCGGAGACCUUCACAAGGCAGCAUUCCGCUCUGGACAGAUGAAGAUGGAACUUCAUCACGGGCAGCUACUUUGCCUCGUCGCCACAGACGCCACGCUUCUGGUGAUUCAGCCACAUGUAGCAUUGUGACCAAUGCAACACCAGUGUCCAACCACACCAGUAACAUCACUCCCCAUUCAUCACGUCGCCAACGCUCUCCAUCGUCACAGAGCUCAACCCUUCCACGUAGAUCGACAUCGUCCAACUCUAAGAGCGACCCUCUGUCGCGGACAGCGUCACGCAGUUCUGUCCUUCCCCAGUCUCUUGGCCAAAAUCCAUCACCUUGCAAAACCUCUGCAACCACUAUAUCAUCAAAUGAAAAGCCAAAUCAUCAGUCAGGGCCCUCCAAGGUACCAUCACAAAUAUCUGUAAUCACCCCUGGCAGUACACCAAGUAGGUCUUCACUGUCUGUACACCAGAACAGCAACAUAUCGCCAAUACAAUCAUCAACCAUAAGCAAAGCAACUCCUACUUCUUCUCCAAACAGAAGUCUCUCAGGAGGUCCUUCAAGCAGCUCGUCUUUGAACAAAAGUCUGCCUGGCACUUGCGGCAGUAAUAAGUCUCCCAGCAACAAUGUGGCCACUCCCACUGUUAAGAGUAACAACUCGAGUCGGAACCUCGGUAGUUACUCCCUGAUCAAGAACUCUGCAGCUGGCAACAGUCUCGAUACAAAGGGUGACAAUCAAGUCAGUCCUCAGAAGAAUACCUCAUCAUCAUCGUCACCAGUGGGCAACAAGAGCUCAAUUACCCUGCAAGUGUCCACAACAAACAGGACAUCACCACCAUCAAGCUCCGGUUACUCCAGUCAAUGCCAGUCCAGCAACGGACGUGCAAGUGUCCUCUCUUCAGCUUCAUCAGCUGUUGUGCCUCCAUUCCAGGACUUGACAUCCCGCAGGAAUGUUACGGUUAUGGCAGGGUCUCCAAAUGAUCAUACAACCACCACCACUGCUACAAUAAACAGUGGUCCAAACACCAAGAUCUACGUGCAGCAACAGAACUCUCCCAUCAGAUCCGUCAUCACGUUUGAGAAUGGCAUUAAACACAACACAAACUCGCUGCCAAAUAAAGACAUUUUGAUACUGAAUGGAUUUUCCUCACAUGCUGACGGUAAGAGCAGUUCAAAGGAAAAUGUGUCUAUGAAUAUUGGAAAGUGUAAAGGGAAAAGUGACCAUGCACAAUCAAAACCAGAGAGGCCUAAGUCUCUGUACAGUCCAAGAGAGAAGAUAAAGCGUGGAGGGGAGAGGCACCAUGAAUCUGCUGGAAAUAGACUGGAGAGAAGGAAAUGCCCUUCGCUAGAGGCUCUUGCUGCUGCCGCCGAUAUUUCAAGCCUAGAGGCAGCUACCAAGAAUAAGCACACUAAUAGUUUAAAUAGCAAUAACAUUAUUAAUGAAAAUAUUCACAAACGGCCUUCCUCUUCCUCUUCUUCUUCUCUUACAACAAAUGGAGGUAACUUAGUUUCCACCCAUCACCCAAACUCACAUCCGCCCUCCACACAACCGACUUGUAGUAAUCCAACGAUGAACAACACACGGAUUCUGCGCAGCCUGUCAGCCUCCCCAGCACUGCCUGUGCGAAGCAAGGAAAACCUCAGUUAUAAAAAUGUGCUUCGAAAUUCACCCAGCACGCCACCGGAUACAAUAACACCAUUGAAUCUUCAUCUAGAAGGGAUCAAAAAUAAAUUUUGCAGCAAUCCAUCAAGUCCUACAAAGUCUUUUGAUAAUUUUGGAGGUUCUUAUGGUAAUCUCUACAUUGAAGGUAUGGGAGAUACUGACAAAUUUCUGUCUUCAAAUGCACAAGAGCUGCAGGCCAGGGAUAAAGGUUCAGAAGAGAGGAGUUAUGAAUGCAGCAGCACGGAUCUGUGUCCGUACUCAAGCCUCAGUGACCUCACAGUUCACUUCAAGUCCAUUGCGGCACAGAAGAUUCUGAAGGGGGUCAGUAUUAACAGUAUUGACACGUUAGUAGAGGUCAACAUGGCAGCUGCAGAGAAGCAGAACAACUGUGAUGUCACAAUUCACACGGACUUUGGUAUGGUCUGAAACCUCGUGUAUCAGGUGAUUCUGUGUCUUGCUGGGAUGGCACACAAGAGGAUCAAGCAGUCGCUGAUAAAAUGUGCGUGCAAGGGAAGAUAUUAAACCCAGAAGUGGAUGUUCUUGUGUGACAAAUAUCUUGAAACUUGCCUUUCCCUCUUAGCCCACAUUUGGGAGCACAUCUGCAGUUGCUUUCAAAACACACCCUUGCAACAUACAAGCACUUCUGAGCUCAAUGUUUGCUACAUGCUGAAAUUAACCUUUACUGACCAGUAUCGCCACACUAUCAUGAUGGCUUCUGCAUGGCUCAGGCUGGCCUCAACACAAAUUCUGUUACCCCCAGAUCCUGCUGGUGGUGGUGGGGUGUGAACACCCUAUCCCUAGACAAUGUAAGCUAACAUAUGGGUCAGUAACAUGCAUAUGGACUAAGGCAGCACAGGAGCUAAACCAGAAGACAGGAUAAGAACCAAAGAAAGACAAGAGAGAGUUUGAAGAUGGAUUAGUAAAUAACAGAGUAGGAUGUGUUGAAAGUGGACUGAGAGGAAAUCUGAGAGAAGGUUUGGAAUAUGAAACUAAAAGGAAAAAGGCCAAGAAGAAGACCAAGAUGGGAACAGCAGGUCAGGGAAGAAGGAGGAACAUAGAUAGAAACUGAGGAGAAACAGUUCCAGGUCAGUGAUGGAAGGAGAGGCCUGGUUGCUAGGCAACCCUCAUAAAAUGGAAUUAUUAAAAGGAAAAAAAAAUAUUUGUGUAUGUUUUCUCUAAUAGUUCUUAGGAAAAUUUGGACAUUGUUUAAUGUUCCAUAUUUUCCUUUGUGUCCGUAAGGUUAAUUUAAGCAUGUGGUAUGAUUAAUUACCUUUACAUAUAUCACUAGUACACGCUACUGUUCUCAGGGUUCAGAAUUUCUAAAUAUAUCUCUGGUACAGUCAGCCCAGCAUUUGCUUGGUUUUCUCCUGUUACUACAGUGCUCACAUUAAGCAAAAUGAAAUGGGAAGCGAAUUUAGCAUGUAUGGGAGAAGAGAAAUUUAUACAAUGUUUUUGUUAGAAAAUCUGAAGGUAAGAGACAACCCAGAAGAUACUAGAUAGGAGGAUAAUAUUAAAAUGCAUUUUAAACAGUCUGUGCAAGAGUGAACCAUAAGCAACUAGCUGAGAAUAGGGCCAGUGGCAGGCUCUUGUGAACAUGGCAAUGAACCUAACAGUUCCAUAAAAUGGAAGGAUUUCUUUUUUGUAUAGCUGAUCAACUGUCGUCUUCCCAAUAGGAUCUUUACAUAAUGGAUUGUAUUUUGUCUGUAUGAGUUUUGAGGUUUCCAUGGUGGCAGAAAUUUGGAUCAUCGUUCUAUGUUAUGAUGCCGUGUGGUCUUGAUAAUUUUUACAGUGAUUUGUGACUGAUCAGCUGUCUUCAGAGGUUAGACUGCCUGUAACAUGGAGUUCUUGUGGGGAGGAUUGUUUCUGAUCUGUUUGGUAUGGAAACUGGGAAACUGAAUACUGCUGGAUGGUAGGGACUUAGAUGAAUGAUAAAGUAAAAGAAUUUGAAAGAAAGCUGUCAUGGCUUAAUUGAAAUUCUAUCCUCGCCUUUGCUUGGAGAGACUGGGAAAAACCAUGAAAGAGCCAGGAUAUCCAUCAUCCCAGCUGAGAUUCAAACCAAGCAAUUCACAAUUGCAAAUCUAGAGCAUUACCUCCAGGCAGACCUGUGUGAUGGGGUUCCUCCUUGAGAUGCUGAUAGUCACCCAGCUACUCAAGGAAGUUGCCUUUUAUGGAACCUAAAGGUACAUUACUGUGUUCAGAAGGGCUUUCUAACCUGUGUAACACUUCACAGCAGGCUGGAUUGUACAGUGGGGCCUUGUUAUGUUCCCACCCAGUGCCAAGCUAGAGGGCCACCUCUUGUUGGCUGUCAGCAACUGUAUGCUUUACAUGCAUCUGGAGGUCCAUUUGCAAUGUGAGGACAUAUUGCGUUUUCUAUAGGAAAUGCAUCUUAAGCAAUAAUUUGUGGUGGUGAGGAUUGUUCAGAGCCUUUAAAAACAUUCUUAAUUUAUUAAACGCACACGGUGAAGCUCGGAAUGUGUGGUUGGCGUGUCAGUAAGGAUUUCUGUGACAGCACAGAUGAACAGAGUGAUCACCUUGUGAAGCACGAUUUGAGGGGAAGCAUGUUGUACAUGCCCGUUUCCUAAAUGAAAAGUAAUUUCUGCUGGAUUAUGUAGUCAUACUGUGACCGUCAGUUUGCGGUUAUGCCACUUUUAAGAAUUAUGAUACCAGGGAUGAUUUUUGUCACAGGGUCUGGAAAUAUUGUGUUAUAAAUUGCGACACAGUUUUGGGGAAGUUUUUCUGUCUUUAAUGAGGUGGGACGGGAAUGUUAUUAGGCAUUUGCCAGAUGUGGUACAAGCGGUGAAGUUGAAUGUGCUGUUGAACAUGGGCAGUUACAGGGGAUUCAAAAAUUGUUCCAAGGUGUCACAUGACCACUAGUUCAGUGUACCCUAGCGUUGCGACUAGAGUGCUAACUGAACAGAUUGUUAGUAGCACCUCACAGAGGAUGACUGAAAGAUAUUGGAACACCUCUCAUAACACAGAACACACCAGCUGUAAUCUCUUUUGGUACAUUCACAAGGAGAAGCUGCAGUAAUGCACCUGCCCGUCCAGAUGUCCACAUGUAAUAACAGAUUAUCAUGAAAUUUGUUACUGGGGCAAGAGGCUUUACUAAAACAUACAUUCUAAUUUGGGUUGAAACUGGACAAUAAUAAUGGGCACUUUACUUGAAGAUGCCUGUAUCUCAAAUGUAGUUUACUAAAUGUUUGUCAGAGCAAGAAAGACAUUACUGUGGUUACAUGCCAACUGCAUGCACUGUUUUUUCUGCAGUGUACCAUGAUGUUUCAGAGGUAAGCUAACCUUGCAGUUUUGAUGGCAAGUACACAAAUUGGUGCCUGUGACUGAUGCAUAAAGUUUUAAUAUUAAUUCUGGUGGGAUGUUACUGAUAUGAAGAGGAACAGAAGGUGGAAUAAGCCCCCUUUGACUAGAUAUUCAUGUAUUAAGUAGGAACUGUGUGAAUGGCGUCUAGUUGAAAACAAACAUAACCUGUUUUGCUCUGUCUUUGUAUUUUGAUUAUGAUUAUGUCUGCCAGAUUAAGUAAUAACCAAAGUGUCACUGUAUUUGACAGCAAUUGAUGUUAUAUUUACUAAUAUAAUUAUACUUCAAAGCAUUGUUAUUGUUUUGGUUUUUUAUAAUGUGAAUUGUUUUCUUUGGAAUAAAAAAUGUGCAUAUACAGACAAAUGUUAGUCCCCAGAAAAUCAGAUGACAUGAAGUUUAAUUACUGCCUUCUGGGAUAUGAUGCCAUGUAGCCUGAUUGAUAUUUCUCAGACUGAAAGAUGUUCAAGCAAAAAAGUUGAUGGCACAUUUUAUGUGCAGGACACACUUCUGGUAAGUCUUGUGGUCUAUUGAGAUAGAUAGAAGUGAGUGAAUGCCCUAGGAUUGUUAUGUUAUGCAUUUAUUGCAUUUGGCUUUGUGUUCUUGUACAUGUAUGGCUUAGUUUAUCCAGUUACUGCAUCGAGGUUGCCUUAACAGUUUAUUGAGGUCAGUACUGUGUAAUGUUAGAGCAUGAUCCCAGUGAUUUCCUUUUGUAAGUUGUUCGUCUUCAUGCCCUGUGGAGGGCGGAUUCAUCCAUUUUUAUCAUUUAUUUUUACUUUCUGUAUAUAAUUAUUAACAUUAUUCAGAUAAGUAAUUAUAGCAAGUAAGCAUAUUGUACUCUUUUCAAUACAGAUGUGUAGAACAAACUCCAUAUUAAAAUGUACUGUACUUCAUAACCUCACUUUUUUGAAGGAACCGUUUUUUGUAUACAUUUGAUAGUUCCAUUGGAGAGGCUUUUUUCAGUGAAAAUCUUAUCCAUUUUUUGGAUAAUUUUUGUGUGAGGAUGGAGUAAUGUACAAGCUUGAUAUGCUUUGAACACAGGUGCCAAAUUAUUGUAAUUCUCCCUGUAAUAAUCUCUGAUGUAACUUCUGUAAAUGUAUUUCUCUUUGUAACUCCACUGUCUGUAAUAAAUUACUUGCAUAACA
This is a messenger RNA of Cryptotermes secundus, 7732 nucleotides long. It is a transcript of the gene knockout, whose product is annotated as probable serine/threonine-protein kinase dyrk2. The record is from RefSeq and is a predicted model, not a curated record. Gene Ontology annotation, molecular function: RNA polymerase II transcription regulatory region sequence-specific DNA binding; DNA-binding transcription activator activity, RNA polymerase II-specific. The coding region runs from base 360 to 3704 and encodes 1114 amino acids. NCBI's taxonomy places the organism in Eukaryota, Metazoa, Arthropoda, Insecta, Blattodea, Kalotermitidae. The transcript is spliced from 9 exons. Gene Ontology annotation, cellular component: nucleus; cytoplasm. Gene Ontology annotation, biological process: positive regulation of transcription by RNA polymerase II.